CACCCGCGCCGAGACGGGUGGCACUUUUUAAAAGUGCGGCCCGAGGAACCCGACUGCAGCCGCCAGCCCCUCCGUCCCGGGCGCCGGGUCCUCUCUAUCCCCGCCGCUCGCACCCCAGGCCCGUCCAGCCCGCACCAUGCCGGUCAAAGGAGGUUCCAAGUGCAUCAAAUACCUGCUCUUCGGGUUUAACUUCAUCUUCUGGCUUGCCGGGAUUGCAGUCCUUGCCAUUGGACUAUGGCUCCGAUUCGACUCCCAGACCAAGAGCAUCUUCGAGCAGGACUCGAAUAGUAACUCCAGCUUCUACACAGGAGUCUACAUUCUGAUUGGAGCCGGGGCCCUCAUGAUGGUGGUGGGUUUCUUGGGCUGCUGUGGGGCUGUGCAGGAGUCCCAGUGCAUGCUGGGAUUGUUCUUUUGCUUCCUCUUGGUGAUAUUUGGUAUUGAAGUAGCUGCAGCCGCCUGGGGCUUUACCCACAAGGAUGAGGUGAUUAAGCGUGUGCAGGACUUUUACAUCGACACCUACAGCAAGCUGAAAAACAAGGAUGAGCCCCAGCGGGAAACGCUGAAAGCCAUCCACAAAGCGCUGGACUGCUGUGGCGUUGUGGGAGGCAUAGAGCAGUUCAUCUCGGACAUCUGCCCCAACAAUGGCAUCAUCAACAACCUCAAAGUCAAGCCCUGCCCCGAGGCCAUCAGAGAGGUCUUCGACAACAAGUUCCACAUCAUUGGUGCCGUGGGCAUUGCCAUCGCCGUGGUGAUGAUAUUUGGCAUGAUCUUCAGCAUGAUCCUGUGCUGUGCAAUCCGCAGAGACCGAGGCAUGGUCUAGAGUCAGCUCGUUCCCCGCAGGAACUGACCCCUGAAGAUCGUUGGCUGAUUUUUUUUUUUGUUUUGGGUUUUUUUGUAUUUUUGGUUUUUGUUUGAUUUUUGCCACUAAUGUUAGUAUUCAUUCUGCAUUUCUAAACAGAAGUUAUUCUGUGUUUGCCUUUUUAAUGUUUUAUUCAAUAUUGACAUUUGUAG
This is a messenger RNA of Heterocephalus glaber (naked mole-rat), 1011 nucleotides long. RefSeq names its product CD9 molecule (gene Cd9). Gene Ontology annotation, cellular component: plasma membrane. The record is from RefSeq and is a predicted model, not a curated record. NCBI's taxonomy places the organism in Eukaryota, Metazoa, Chordata, Mammalia, Rodentia, Bathyergidae.